Molecule: messenger RNA, 1353 nt
Organism: Nelumbo nucifera (sacred lotus)
Lineage: Eukaryota; Viridiplantae; Streptophyta; Magnoliopsida; Proteales; Nelumbonaceae
Product: eukaryotic translation initiation factor 3 subunit F-like
Biological process (GO): translational initiation
Cellular component (GO): eukaryotic translation initiation factor 3 complex, eIF3m
Molecular function (GO): translation initiation factor activity; translation initiation factor binding; metallopeptidase activity
Source: RefSeq, a predicted model, not a curated record
GGAAAGACAAACCCACUUCCCCCAAUUCCCGGUUCCCAAACCCUAAACUCUUGCACCAUCUUGCUGUGUUUUUCCCUCUCUUCCUCUCUCUCCCUUUUUCCGUCUCUCCGUCUCUCGUUUUCGUGUGGCAGUUGCAGCUCUCCCUUGGCUCCAAUCAGAAACCGAGGGAGUAACGAUGGCAUCGAGAGAACCAACCGUACUGCAAUUUUUCCCAUCAUCGACGAGCUUGUCUGCGAAGGUUCAUCCGGUGGUGAUAUUCAACAUCUGUGAUUGCUACGUCAGACGCCCAGAUCAAGCAGAACGAGUCAUUGGAACUCUACUUGGAUCGAUCUCUCCCGACGGAACAGUUGAGAUUCGCAACUCCUAUGCAGUUCCUCACAACGAGUCCUCUGAUCAGGUGGCAUUGGACAUUGAUUACCAUCACAACAUGUUGACAUCUCACCAAAAGGUGAAUCCAAAGGAAGUCAUUGUUGGAUGGUAUUCAACAGGCUUUGGAGUCUCUGGGGGCAGUGCACUAAUCCAUGAUUUCUAUUCAAGAGAAGUAGCAAACCCAGUUCAUUUAACUGUAGAUACGGGAUUCAGAAAUGGGGAGGCUUCCAUCAAAGCUUUUGUUUCUGUCAACUUGUCUCUUGGAGAUCGGCAGAUUGCUGCACAAUUUCAAGAAAUUCCUCUGGAUCUCCGGAUGAUUGAAGCUGAGCGAGUUGGAUUUGAUAUCCUAAAGACAACAAUGGUAGACAAAGUACCCAAUGAUUUGGAAGGAAUGGAAGCUUCGAUGGAGAGGCUUCUCGCACUGAUUGAUGACGUCUACAAAUACGUUGACAAUGUUGUGGAGAGGCGUGUUGCUCCAGACAAUAAAAUUGGAAGAUUCAUAUCUGAUACUGUAAACUCCAUACCGAAAAUAUCACCUGCAGCUUUUGAUAAGCUUGUAAAUGAUAGUCUACAGGACCAUCUGCUAUUGCUCUAUUUGUCGAGUCUUACAAGGACGCAACUGAGCCUUGCAGAGAAGUUGAACACAGCUGCUCAGAUCCUGUAGGUCAGACCCCGGUUGCUGUUGCUGUUGUUGACGGGGUUGUAUUUGUUAGUCAAAUGAUACUUAUUUAUCCUCUUGGACGAGUGUCAAUAUUGUUAUUUCUUUCGCGACAGUGGUUGUAAAUUUUGCUUUUUCUUUGUUCAUUCGGCAAAUAUUUUGCUUGAUUCCGGUGGGAAGUAGCAGUAUUGACCAUUGAGUUUAGUUGAGGCAUGUAGCUGAAGCUGAGUUGCAAACGGAAGCAUCCAACUUUGCGAGACAAAUUUAUCUAUCUAUGACUUGAAAUUGACAUUAAGACUGAAACUUCUUCAGUGGUUCCCUGUUCA